Messenger RNA from Paramormyrops kingsleyae, 2526 nucleotides. NCBI's taxonomy places the organism in Eukaryota, Metazoa, Chordata, Actinopteri, Osteoglossiformes, Mormyridae. The record is from RefSeq and is a predicted model, not a curated record.
AAGGAGCACCCUGAAGCCAAGGCCUCAUAGUGAGAGCUGUGAGGGCAGCAUCACCAAACCCAGCUGGUCAUUUGUCCUGGAACUGGAUCUCUGCUGACCGUUCUUGUAGAGAAAGUAGGAGAUAUAUCUAAUUUUUUGGGAGGUUUGGCACUUCAGUUCAGGAUCUGCCUGUGAUGGGCCCAUUGUCUCUGUGGACCUACAGAAGGGUGCAUGUCUGCGAGAAAACAUCUUCAUUCUGGUGUCGAGGGUAACACAGGUGUGCAUUUCCUGUUUUUAAACAAACAUCGAAAGACAAAGUUCAGCUCUAUAUAAACUCUAUUUCUGCAUCUCCAUUUGCCUGUUUAAUCAGCCGGAGGACUUCAUACGUAAUCCAUGAACAUUUUAAUGACUGUUUUUGUCUCUUGCUUUGCCACAUAAUUAAGCGAAAAUGAAGAAACAUCUGAUCUGAGUUUGUGAUAUUUCCAAAUCAAACAAACUCUAAGAACUUCGAGAGGAGUAACCAGUGGAAUUCGUCUUUAUUUCCCAUCUCAUUAUAAAUGAAAACUGGACUUUGAACUGAAUUUAUCUAUAUUUUUACAAAGGAUUAUGGGGAAGAUGAAGAUAAGAAGAUUUUUGUCAUCAAUAUGAACAUAAAGCAAGUUUUGUUGUGUCUUCUUAUUUCGUCCCAGAAUCCAGUGUGAGCUAUCCCUACUUGACCUUCUAGAAAAAUACUGCGAGGCCCUGUCUGCCCUCUACAAUAUCACAGAUCUUCAUCGGGGAGUUCGGGGACCCCAACUGUAGCCUCAUAGAUGUUUUUCAGGACACUUUCUACGAAAAUGCAUCUUUUCCUUUAAUGAAUAUAGACGGUUUGUAUUGCAAUGCCACUACUGACGAGAUCGGGACAUGCUGGCCGCGCAGUACCAGCGGCCGGAUGGUGGAAAGACCGUGCCCGGAGUACAUUAACGGAGUGAAAUACAACACCACACGAAAUGCCUACCGGGAAUGCAUGGAGAACGGCACUUGGGCUUUUAAAAGUAACUACUCCGGCUGUGAACCCAUACUGGAGGAAAAGAGGAAGUACCCCAUGCACUACAAGAUUGCUCUCAUCAUCAACUACUUAGGUCACUGCAUAUCCGUUGGAGCUCUUGUCGUGGCCUUCAUACUUUUCCUGUGCUUGCGGAGCAUUAGAUGCCUACGCAACAUUAUCCACUGGAACCUGAUCACCACCUUCAUUUUGAGGAACGUAAUGUGGUUUCUUCUGCAGCUGAUCGACCACAAUAUUCACGAGAGCAAUGAGCCUUGGUGCCGCCUUAUCACGACAAUAUAUAAUUAUUUCGUGGUGACCAACUUUUUCUGGAUGUUCGUGGAAGGAUGCUACCUUCACACAGCCAUAGUGAUGACGUAUUCGACCGACAAGCUUAGGAAAUGGGUUUUCCUUUUCAUUGGCUGGUGUAUUCCGUGUCCAAUCAUUGUGGCCUGGGCUAUUGGAAAACUCUACAAUGAGGAUGAACAAUGUUGGUUCGGGAAAGAACCCGGAAAGUAUAUUGACUACAUUUAUCAAGGACCAGUAAUACUUGUGCUUCUGAUAAAUUUUGUUUUCCUGUUCAACAUUGUGAGGAUUCUUAUGACAAAACUGAGAGCCUCCACCACCUCUGAAACAAUACAGUACAGGAAAGCAGUGAAAGCCACACUAGUGCUGCUGCCUUUACUGGGAAUCACCUACAUGCUGUUCUUUGUGAACCCUGGGGAGGACGACAUCUCUCAGAUCGUGUUUAUUUACUUCAAUUCUUUUCUGCAGUCAUUUCAGGGGUUCUUUGUGUCAGUAUUUUACUGUUUCCUAAAUGGUGAGGUGCGCUCGGCCGCGAGGAAGCGGUGGCGGCGCUGGCAGGACAACAACGCGCUGCGGGUUCGAGUCGCCCGGGCGAUGUCCAUCCCCACGUCGCCCACCCGCAUCAGCUUCCACAGCAUAAAGCAGACCACCGCCGUCUGAGCCGCUGCGCCCGGGACGGAGCCAGGCGCCGACCCAAACUCUCCUGCUCCUCGCAGCAGCGUCUCCGUGGCAACACCGUUGCCUCAUGUCCGUGAGCAGCUGGGCUUCCUGAUGGACCCACCAUGGUCUGUGGCCAGGCCUGGUAAAUGGGAGGAGUUUCUUUUUGCACAACAAUGACUUGGUGCUGUAUUGUGCAUCUAAGAAAGCUGGACCAAAAUUUUCCGUUGCUGGAGGACAAUUUCUCCCAGAAAGACCUGCGAGAAAGAAUCCCUCAGAAGCACCUCUGGUUGUGUACACAGUGGUCUGGCUUACUAUUAAUAGUCUGUGCAAGCAUUCAUUAUUAUUAUUAUUAUUAUUAUUAUUAUUCCAUCUUUUCUGGUCAGGGUCAAUGUAUUAUAGAAGGACGGAUGUAGGUUUCAUGUAUUUUAUUUACUGAAGAACCUUUCAAGGUUUAAAACAUGGUUAAAUUGCAUCGGAGUAAAACGAGGGCAGUCAUUCAUCCUUUUCCUCAGUCAUUUCCUCAUAUUAACCAAUCAAAAUAAAGAAUAAUCGAAUAA